AUGGGUACGUGGUUCACAAAUGCAAGGCCCUAUCUGCUGUUAUUGGCUGUUCAAUUUGGGUCUGCUGGCAUGUUCAUAUUUGCCAUGGAUGCUAUCAAGAAGGGUAUGAGCCAUUACGUCUUCAUCGUCUACCGUAAUGCCAUCGCCUCUGUUACUCUCGCUCCCUUCGCCUUUGUUCUUGAAAGGAAAAUUAGGCCGAAGAUGACUUUCAGGGUAUUUUCAGAGAUUAUGGCACUGGCUUUCUUCGAAAUAAUACUGGAUCAGUGCUUCGCUCUCUUGGGCAUGAAAUUCACGUCUGCUUCUUUUCUUUCUGCUGUCAUGAAUUCCGCUCCCUCCAUUACUUUUGUCAUGGCAGUCAUUCUAGGAUUGGAGCACAUGAAGAUUAAGGAGGUAGCAUGUCAAGCCAAAGUGAUUGGCACAGUAGUAACGUUCGGAGGCACCUUGCUUAUGGCACUGUACAAAGGCCCCGUACUUAGUUUCAUGAGAUCUACGACCAGCCAGGCUAGCCAAACUGAGAACGCGACCAACCCCACUGGCAACCAUUGGGUCAUAGGGACAGUGUUCCUCCUCAUAGGUUGUGCAGGAUUUUCUGCAUUUUACAUAUUACAGGCCAUAACAUUGAGAAAAUACCCAGCAGAGAUGUCGUUGGCCACUUGGGUUUGCUUUGUAGGGGCACUUCAAAGUUCUGUUGUUGCAAUCUUCGCAGAACGCCACCAUCCUCAUGCUUGGUCCCUCGGUUGGGACACACGACUCUUUGCUCCUGCUUACGCGGGAAUAGUUACAUCUGGAGUUCAGUAUUACAUACAAGGCAUGGUGAUAAAAACCAUGGGUCCAGUUAUAGUGACUGCUUUUAAUCCUCUGCGUAUGAUUAUUGUUACGGGCUUGGCCUGCAUCAUCCUAUCUGAGCAACUCUACCUUGGAAGUCUUAUUGGAGCAAUAGUUGUGGUUCUGGGGCUUUACCUAGUAGUGUGGGGAAAAGCUAAAGAACGUAGAGGAAUGAUGUCACCAUCCCCUGCAGAGGAUAACUUUCCAGAAGACCAACUACAGCUACCAGUAUCAGCUCCAAGGAAUGAUAGCAACAACAAUAAGGCUUAA
This is a messenger RNA of Sphenostylis stenocarpa, 1095 nucleotides long. Lineage: Eukaryota; Viridiplantae; Streptophyta; Magnoliopsida; Fabales; Fabaceae. The record is from the annotation of a GenBank genome assembly.